AUGGCACGGCUGGCUCCCACUGCGGUGACACUGCUGCUCUGCGCGGGGCUGGCGGCGGCCCAGGCCGGUGAAUGGGCAACCAAGCGCGCGCUGCUGCAGAAUGGCAACAGCUUCAUGGCGCCAGCCAUCGAGCGUCCCACCACCACCGGCCAGACCACUGCGGCUGGCGGCGGCGGCGCUGCGACGACCACCACCGGCGGCGCCGCAGGCGGCGCCUCUGCCGUCUCCGACGCCAUCGCCUCCUCCUCUGCCGAGUCCUUCAGCUCCGCCGUGUCCAGCUCAGGCGCCUCUGCAUCCGCGUCCGCCAUCGCCAGCGCCAUCACAUCCAACCAGGCCCAGUCCCUGGUGAAUGUGGUGUCCCAGUCCAGCAGCAACGCUGCCGUCAUCACCGCCUUCACCUCGGGCCUGGCCCAAGCCAUCUGCACCAACCCCCAGGCCGCCGCCCAGGCAAUCGCGUACGCGGUUGCCACCUCCUCCGGCGGCACCGGUGGCGGCAGCAGCGCGGUGGCCACCGCAGCUGCCAGCGCCGUGGCCCAGGCCUGGCCCAACUGCUGCGACUCUGCGGCCCAAGCUGUCGCAACCGCCUCCUCCUCCGCCGCGGCCGGCGGCAACUUUGCCCAGGCGUUUGCCUCCGCGCUGGCCUCCGCCUCGGUCCCGCCCGUGCCCAGCUGCUUCGUCACCAUCCUGCAGUCUGACGCCAGCGCUGUGGCCCAGGCCUUCUCUUCCGCUGGCGUCCAGCAGCAGCAGCAGUCACAGCAGCCGCAUGCCGCGCUACAGCUGGACCAUGCGCCCGACUCGGGUCACAAGCGGGCGGGCAGCUGGCUGGGCACAGACAUCGACCUGGACUGCUACCGGGCAAACAAGCGGUACAAGGUCCAGGAGAUGGCGGGCGACCUGGCGCGCAGCAUGAGCCUGGAGGGCAGGGAGGGGCGGUCCGGGCGGCCUGCGGCGUCGGGGGGCUCGUCUGGGGGUGCCGCCGCCGCGCCGGCAGUCUCCACCGGCAGCCUCCCCGACUCCCUCAUGCUCUGCUCCGCCGAGUGCUCGCCGGUGGCGGCCGCAGGCCCCGACCCCCGCCACCACCAGCACCAGCAGGCGCAGCAGCAGCAGGCGCAGCGGCAGCAGCAGCAGCAGCAACAGCCCCAGCAGCAGCGCACGCCGCGCAGCGAGUCGCGCACGCCUGGCGGCAUGCAGCCCGCGCCGUGCACGGGCGGCGGGGCGGGGUCUGGUGGCCUGCGGCCGCGGCCCACGCCCAUGCGGCUGUACGAUGCCUUGAGCCUGCACCCCACCUCGCCAUCAGAUCCCGGACUAGAGGGCCAGCUGGAUCUGCGCAAGGCCACUCUGAUGCGCAGCCUGCAGACGCGGCUGCUGCGGGGGGAGGGCGGCGAGGCGUCCGUCAGCCCGCCGGGCCAGGCGGCGGCGGUGGCGGCAGCAGCGGCAGCGGCACCCGGCGACCAGCAGCAGCGCCAUCGGCAGCAGGAGGUGCAGCAGGACCUGUGUGAUGCCCAGCAGCAGUUGCUCCUCCAAGCCACGUCGCUGAGCCUGGCGCCAGCAGACACCAGCCCGCCCGGGCCAGCAGCCAGCACACUCAGCAGCAUGCUCAUCAGCCAGCGGUCUCCCACCCCGCACAUGCACGGGCCGGGAGGGCAGCGGGCGCCUUCGCCGCGCCUGCAAUCGCCGCUGGAGGACACAGGGUGCAGCGCCAUGGCCGUCAGCCCGGCUGCGCCGCCACAGGCCCGCCCCCGCCAUCUAGGCGCCGUGUGA
Messenger RNA from Chlorella variabilis, 1761 nucleotides. RefSeq lists its product as hypothetical. Bases 1 to 1761 code for a protein of 586 amino acids. The record is from RefSeq and is a predicted model, not a curated record. The transcript is spliced from 8 exons. NCBI's taxonomy places the organism in Eukaryota, Viridiplantae, Chlorophyta, Trebouxiophyceae, Chlorellales, Chlorellaceae.